Molecule: messenger RNA, 8147 nt
Organism: Lolium rigidum
Lineage: Eukaryota; Viridiplantae; Streptophyta; Magnoliopsida; Poales; Poaceae
Product: protein ILITYHIA-like
Exons: 60
Coding region: 180-7820 (2546 amino acids)
Biological process (GO): regulation of translation; cellular response to amino acid starvation
Cellular component (GO): cytosol
Molecular function (GO): protein kinase regulator activity
Source: RefSeq, a predicted model, not a curated record
CCGCGGCCGAGGUCUCCACGCCCUCCGCCAAGCGCCGCCUCCGCCUCUUCCGCCACACCCUACCCCCACUGCUCGCGAAAGCAACAGAUUCAGCAUCAGAUACCACAUUGUUGGUCGAUCUCAUUUUCCAGACAUUGCCUUUAUAUGAUGACCGUGCCUCAAGGAAAGCGGUAGAUGAUAUGGUUAUUCGGGCUCUCACUGAGUCCACCUUUAUGAAGCCGUUUGCUGCUGCACUUGUUCAGUCUAUGGAAAAGAAUCUGAAGGUUACAAGCCCUCUUGCUUGUUUCAAGCUUCUCAGAUGGUCAAGCUAUCUUCUGAAAUGGACCCAGUUUGCCACACUUUCUAAAGGUGGUUUCUCUAGACUGGCCAAUGCACAAGCAGUCUUAUCUCAGGUUCUGAUGGAUGGCUCCUUUCGUCAGCGUAGGACCUGCAAGCAACUAUUUAUCCGUCUUUUCUCUGAGUCUGUUGAAAUAUAUAAGAUGUACAUAGAGGAGGUCAGAGAUUCAAGGAUCUCGGCAAGGGAUUCUCCUGCAUUCAUAAAUCUAAUACUGGAUUUCACCAUUGCUUCAUCUUCGUUGUUAUCCGAGUACAAGCCACUAUUCCUUGAUUUAUAUGUCAAAACCAUCUUGAGUUCAAAAGAUCGGCCAUCAGAAGCAGCCAGUGAAGCUUUUAAGCCUCUUUUCUUGGAUAUUGGGCAUGAGGAUUUCAAAAAUGUUGUGCUCCCAUCAUGCAUAAAGAUGCUGAAAAGAAAUCCUGAGAUUGUGCUACAAUCUAUUAGACAUCUUCUAAUGACGGUUCGUUUGGACCUAAGCAAUUAUUCCAUGGAGUUCAUGCCAGUUGUUCUGCAUCAGGCUCGUCAUUCAGAUGAAGAAAGGAGGAUUAAUGCUUUGAGUAUCGUAGCAACUUUAAGUGAUAAGUCCAGUGAUCCGGACACUCUACCUUCCAUGUUCAAUGCUAUUAAAGCAAUUUUAGGAGGCUCGGAAGGGAAACUAUCACUACCGUACCAGAGAGUUGGAAUGUUGAAUGCUUUAGAGCAACUGUCAAGAUUUUCUCCAAAGCAAAUAAGCAGGCUUGCUCCCUCAGUAUCUAGUUUCCUUCUAACGUGUUACAAGGGCGAUGGUAUUGAAGAAGUGAAAUUGGCAGCUCUCUCAGCUUUGGGGUCAUGGGCUUUGGUAUCAUCUGAAGCUGUCCAACCAGAUGUUGUUUCAUUUAUUACUGCAGGAUUGAAAGAGAAAGACACUUUGAGAAAGGGGCAUCUAAAAUUAAUACGAGUCAUAUGCAAAAAGUCUGAUUCCCUGACUAAGGUUACUUCCUUGCUGGAUCAUUUGAUUCAGUUGUCAAAAACUGGCUUCACCAAGGCAACACAGCGGUUGGAUGGAAUCUAUGCACUGUAUGCAAUAUCUAGAAUUGCUGCUAUUGAUGCCAAAGCAGAUGGUUCAAUUGUGAAGGAAAAGGUCUGGCCAUUGAUUGCUCAAAGUGAACCCUCAGUGGUCUCUGCUCAGUUGCUUUCCAAACUAACAGACGAAGAUUGCUUAACAUGCGUGGAUCUUCUUCAAUCACUGCUUGUGGAUCAUCUUUUCCGGGUCCAGGAAUAUUUUUCUGUCCAGUCAUUGCUACAGGUGCUAAUAUAUCUAGUUUGCCAUCCAAGCUGGGCAGUUAGGAAGAUAGCUUAUGAUGCUACUAAGAAAAUACUUUCAAGCUCUGGUACCUUGGCUGAAGAUCUUCUGUUCUUGUUCACUGACUGGUUGUCAUUAGUUGGAGAGAGAAUAUCAAUAUUGAAACAAAGUGAUAUGGAUGGCUCUGGAGAUUCACAACUACCAUUUAUUCCAUCUACUGAGGUCCUUGUGAAGUGCUUGUUCUUGAUUGCACCUUAUGCAGUUGACCAUAGUCGGAGAUCAUAUUCUCGACUUAUAUUGUGUUCCCACCAUCCUUGUAUUUCAAGCUCCAGUUCUCCUGCUGGUGUAUGGAAGAGGUUGCAGAGAAGGUUGAAAGAGCAAAAGAUCUUCUUAACCGACUUAAUUUUCCCCAACAUUUCGGCUAUAUGCAAGGAAUUGCUUUCACAGGAUGGUCUAUUUAGUUCCAAUAAGCAAGAGCAACGUGCAGCAUUAUGCUCAUUAUCGACACUGAUGACAAUAGCACCCAGUGAUACAUUUACAGAGUUUGAGAAGCACUUCAUAGAGCUUCCAUACCGUGCUUUGCACGAUGGCUUCUCUGAGAAUGAUAUCAAGAUAUUCUUUACUUCAGAGGGGCAGUUGUCAAGUGAGCAAGGAAUUUAUGUUGCUGAGGCUGUUGCUUCUAGAAAUACAAAACUUGCAAAGGGACGUUUUCGUGCAUAUGAUGUUCAAGAUGAGGACCCUGCAAAGAGUGAUAGGCGGGAAUCGUCUAGCAUUGGCAAGAGAGAAACUGGGAAAUCUACAAAAAAAACUGCUCCUGUGGACAAAGCCAAGACUGCAAAAGAGGAGGCCAGAGAGUUGCUUUUGAAGGAAGAAUCUUCUGUACGUGAGAAGGUUGGACAUGUGCAGAAGAAUCUUGCGUUAAUGUUGGACGCUCUUGGUGAAUUGGCUAUUGCUAAUCCUAUAUUCACUCACGGUCAACUACCUCAUCUGGUAAAAUAUAUUGAACCAUUGCUAAGUUCUCCAAUAGUAAGUGAUGCUGCAUUUUGUGCAAUGUUGAGGCUGGCUCGCUGCACAGCCCCUCCUCUUUGCAAUUGGGCAACUGAUAUUGCUGCUGCAAUCCGUGUAAUGUCUGUUGAAGAUUUUGAAAUGGUUUUGGACCUUAUGCCUGUGAUUAUGGAAGAAGAUAGCAAAAAGAGGCCAUCACCUGGCCUCUUUGAACAAAUAGUAACUGGGCUGACAGCUGCAUGCAAAGCGGGACCUCUUCCAGCAGAUUCAUUUACUUUCAUCUUUCCGAUAAUGGAGACGAUCCUUCUUUCUUCGAAAAAGACAUGUCUACAUGAUGAUGUGCUUCAGAUACUAUCUAUGCAUCUGGAUCCGAUAUUACCUCUACCUCGACCUAGAAUGUUAUCAGUUCUUUAUCAUGUGCUGAGUACUGUUCCUGCUUAUCAUCCUUCAGUUGGACCUAUGCUGAAUGAGCUAUGCCUAGGUCUAAAAUGCAACGAUUUAGCACAGGCUCUUGUUGGGGUAUAUGCAAAAGAAGUGCAUGUUAGGCUUGCCUGCUUAACUGCUAUAAAGUGCGUUCCUAGCCACUCUGUACAACGGGAUUUGCAGGUUUCAACAAGCCUAUGGAUCUCUGUUCAUGAUCCAGAGAAGGCGGUUGCUGAAUUAGCAGAGGAGUUAUGGGAUCGCUUUGGUUUUGAUGUUUGUACUGAUUAUUCUGGCAUAUUUGAUGCACUUUCCCAUAAAAAUUACAAUGUUAGAGCUGCCGCAGCUGAGGCUCUGACUGCUGCGUUGGAUGAAAGUCCAGACAAAAUGCAAGAUACACUUUCUGCUCUGUUUUCAUUGUACAUACGAGAUCUUGGUCCUGGAGUUGAAUUUGGAGAUACAAACUGGCUUGGCAGACAGGGUAUUGCAUUAGCACUCCACUCGGUUGCAGAUGUCUUGGGUUCUAAAGAUCUUCCUAUUAUCAUGACAUUUCUCAUAUCACGUGCAUUGGCUGAUCCUAAUCUGGAUGUUCGUGGUAGAAUGAUUAAUGCUGGCAUCCUUAUUAUUGAUAAGCAUGGAAAGGAAAAUGUUCCUUUGCUGUUUCCUAUUUUUGAGAGCUACUUGAAUAAAAGGGCAUCAGAUGAGGAAACAUAUGACCUUGUCAGGGAAGGUGUUGUUAUAUUCACUGGUGCUCUAGCAAAACAUCUAUCGAAGGAUGAUCCUAAAGUUCACAGUGUUGUCGAGAAGUUGCUAGAUGUACUUAACACCCCGUCAGAGGCAGUUCAGAGGGCUGUGUCAGACUGUUUGUCUCCACUUAUGGUCUCAAAGCAGGAAGAAGCCCAAGCUCUUGUAUCUCGACUACUGGAUCGGAUGAUGAAAUGUGAAAAGUAUGGUGAGCGGCGUGGUGCAGCCUUUGGCCUUGCUGGAGUGGUAAAAGGAUUUAGAAUUACUUCAUUGAAGAAGUAUGGUAUUGCUGCAACAUUACAACAAGCUUUGGGAGAUAGAGCGUCUGCAAAAUCCCGUGAAGGAGCAUUACUUGGGUUUGAGUGCAUGUGUGAAAAGCUUGGCAGAUUAUUUGAGCCCUAUAUCAUCCAGAUGCUACCCUUGCUUCUCGUGUCUUUCUCUGAUCAAGUUCUGGCAGUGCGUGAGGCUGCUGAAUGUGCUGCUCGCGCAAUGAUGUCUCAGCUCACUGGUCACGGUGUUAAGCUUGUCCUGCCUUCACUUCUUAAGGGCCUAGAGGAUAAAGCAUGGCGAACUAAGCAAAGCAGUGUUCAACUUCUUGGUGCUAUGGCAUACUGUGCUCCUCAGCAGCUAUCUCAGUGUCUUCCGAAGAUCGUUCCGAAGCUAACAGAGGUACUAACUGAUACACAUCCUAAAGUCCAAUCAGCCGGACAGACAGCCCUCCAACAGGUUGGAAGCGUCAUAAAGAAUCCUGAAAUCUCUGCACUUGUUCCAAUUCUUCUGUCAGCUCUGACAGAUCCAAAUGGCCACACCAAACAAUCUCUUGACAUCCUUCUUCAGACGACUUUUAUUAACUCCAUAGAUGCACCAUCACUUGCGUUGCUGGUGCCCAUUGUGCACCGAGGACUGAGGGAGAGAGGUGUUGAUACUAAGAAGAAAGCAGCUCAAAUAGUUGGGAACAUGUCUUCUUUAGUUACAGAACCACUGGACAUGAUCCCAUACAUAGGAUUGCUUCUACCUGAAGUCAAGAAGGUUCUAGUGGAUCCCAUACCUGAAGUCAGGGCAGUUGCUGCUCGAGCUCUUGGGUCCCUUAUAGUAGGAAUGGGUGAACAAAUUUUCCCAGAUCUCGUGCCAUGGUUGUUAGAUACACUGAAAUCUGAUAAUAGUAAUGUUGAACGAUCUGGGGCUGCACAGGGACUAAGUGAGGUUUUAGCUGCUCUUGGCAAAGAUUAUUUUGAUCAGAUUCUUCCUGACAUCAUCCGGAACUGUUCUCAUCAGAAGGCUUCGGUUCGCGAUGGACACCUGACACUUUUCCGCUAUCUGCCAAGGUCCAUGGGUGCAAUUUUUCAGAAUCAUCUGCAGUCAGUUCUUCCUGCUAUAUUAGAUGGGCUUGCUGAUGAGAAUGAAUCUGUUCGUGAGGCUGCACUUGCUGCGGGUCAUAUCUUUGUGGAGUACUAUGCAAUAACGUCUUUGCCUCUGUUGCUUCCUGCUAUUGAAGAUGGGAUAUUCAAUGAUAAUUGGCGUAUCCGACAAAGUUCUGUUGAACUUCUGGGAGAUCUUUUGUUCAAGGUGGCUGGAACUUCUGGGAAGGCAAUCCUGGAGGGUGGAAGCGAUGACGAAGGUGCUAGCACAGAGGCUCAGGGACGUGCAAUUGUUGAAGUUCUUGGAAGAGCGAAACGGGAUGAGGUUCUUGCUGCCAUUUAUAUGGUCCGCUCUGAUGUUAGCUUGACAGUCCGCCAGGCUGCGGUACAUGUCUGGAAGACAAUUGUAGCAAAUACUCCAAGAACUCUGAAGGAGAUCAUGCCUGUACUUAUGGACACACUAAUUUCAUCUCUUGCAUCAUCUUCCUUGGAACGGCGGCAGGUUGCCGGGAGAGCACUUGGUGAGCUUGUAAGGAAGCUUGGUGAGAGAGUUUUGCCCUCUGUUAUUCCCAUUUUGUCACGAGGACUCAAGGACCCAAUUGCUAGCAGAAGACAAGGAGUAUGCAUCGGCUUGAGUGAGGUUAUGGGUAGUGCUGGAAAGCAUCAACUAUUAAGUUUUAUGGAUUUACUUAUUCCUACCAUCCGAACUGCUCUGUGUGACAGCACACAGGAGGUUCGCGAAUCUGCUGGAUUAGCCUUUAAUACUCUAUAUAAGAGUGCUGGACUGCAAGCCAUUGAUGAAAUUGUUCCCACACUGCUACGAGCCAUGGAAGAUGACGAGACCUCUGCAACAGCCCUUGAUGGUCUAAAGCAGAUUCUAAGUGUCCGUACUGCUGCUAUUUUGCCCCAUAUAUUGCCCAAACUAGUCCAGCCCCCUCUCUCUUCAUUCAAUGCACAUGCACUGGGAGCACUGGCCGAGGUAGCUGGGCCAGGUUUGAGUUCACAUAUUGGAACCAUUCUUCCUACAUUGGUACUUGCUAUGGAUGAUGAAGAUGAGGAUGUACAGAGCACAGCCAGAAAGGCUGCUGAAACUGUUGUAUUGGUUAUUGACGACGAAGGAGUUGAAACACUAAUGCCCGAGCUUCUCAGAGGAGUCAAUGACAGUCAGGCAUCUAUGAGGCGGGGUUCAGCCUAUCUUAUUGGUUUCCUCUUUAAAAACAGUAAAUUAUAUUUGGCUGAUGAGGCUCCUGAAAUGAUGUCUACCCUAAUUACUUUAUUGAGCGAUACUGAUAAGGCAACUGUAUCUGCUGCCUGGGAAGCAUUUUCAAGAGUCGUUGGCUCUGUUCCAAAGGAACAGCUUCCUACACAUAUAAAAUUAGUGCGCGAUGCUGUCUCUACAGCCAGAGAUAAAGAACGUAGGAGGAAAAAGAGUUCGCCUGUUCUCGUACCGGGCUUGUGUCUUCCUAAAGCACUGCAGCCUUUUCUUCCUAUAUUUCAACAGGGUUUAAUUAGUGGGUCCGCCGAUACAAAAGAGCAGGCAGCAGAAGGUCUGGGGGAGUUAAUUGAUGUUACAAGCGAGAAAACUCUUAAGGAAGUCGUUGUGCCAAUAACAGGGCCCCUUAUACGCAUUCUUGGAGACCGGUUUCCAUGGCAAGUUAAGUCAGCUAUCUUAUCAACCCUGACUAUUAUCAUCACAAAAGGCGGGCUUGCACUUAAGCCCUUCCUUCCCCAACUUCAGACAACAUUUGUUAAAUGUCUACUGGAUAGUAAUAGAUCUGUCCGGACAAGGGCCGCAUCAGCUCUUGGAAAGCUUAGUGCAUUAAGCACACGGGUUGAUCCUUUAGUUAGCGAUCUGUUGUCCAUGUUGCAGUCAGGGGAUGAUGCUGUUAAGGAAAGUGUGCUUUCUGCACUCAAAGGUGUUGUUAGGCAUGCUGGUAAAAGUGUUAGUUCUGCAAUCAGAUCACGUGGGUGUGCUCUUCUCAAAGAUCUGCUGGAGGCUGAUGCUGAUGAUGUACGCAGUUCUGCUGCAAAAGCAAUUGGUACAUUGUCACAGUACACGGACGAGAUCGAGACCUCUGAUCUGGUGCAGGCCCUGUUGAGUAUGGGCACAUUACCAGACUGGUGUACCAGGCAUGGUGCUUUGUUAACAUUCUCAUCCAUAUCAAGGCAUUCUCCAACAAAACUGUGCAAUUCCGCAUCAUUUGCAUCGAUUGUUGAUCUUCUGAAAGAUUCUCUAAAAGAUGACAAGUUCCCUGUUCGUGAAGCCUCUACAAAAACUCUGGGGAGGCUACUUUGCUACCAGCUACAAUUCGAAGGCAGCACCUUGCAACUUAUUCAGUUGCUUAUCGUGGCAUUGCGUGAUGAUUCAAGUGAAGUCAGGAGAAGAUCUUUGUCCUGUAUCAAAGCUGCUGCAAAGAUAAAUCAUUCAGGUCUUGCUACACAUAUCUCGAUAUUGGGCCCAGCAGUUGGUAAUACUUUAAAGGAUAGCAGUACUCCAGUUCGUCUAGCUGCAGAGCGCUGCGCAGUUCAUGUUUUCCAGUUGACCAAAGGGGCAGAAAAUGUCACCACUGCACAAAAGUACCUUAGCAACAUGACAGGCUUAGAAGUAAGAAGACUUGCGAAGCUUCCUGUGGAGAGCGAUGGCAGUGAAAGUAGUGACGAUGACAGGAGGACAUAAACACUGCUCUGUCACAGCUGCCUCCAAGACCAUUUUUUGUCUGUUCAUUCAGAUCAUACCUGAUAUCUUAUAGGUAUAAACCGUGAGUGGAACAAUGUGGUCAAUUUUUUCCUCUGACCCUUGAUGUAAACACCUUUUUUUGGCAACAUAUAUAGUAUUUAGAGGACUAGAGGUCGUCUGUGUUGUUCAUAUUUCUUGCUACGAAUGAACAAUGUUCAAAUCGGUUACAGAUGCAUUAGGCAAAUCAGGCAUAUUUUACGGAAAUACUUUUGUACACCUGGGUGUUUCUGUCACCGUACAUUUAUUUCUUGAGAUUCGUGUUCACCA